AAUUGCUGGCAGCUUGCACAUCAUUUUUACCGAACUUAAACCGCGGGAUUCACUUGCUCUUUUCAAGCCAAAAAUUACAGGUAAACUUGGAAUGUUAUAGCCGUUUUGAUCGUUAUCUUUUAUAAUUAUUGUAAAAUAGAUUUUGUGAGAUGUUUUUGGGAUGCGCCAACAUGGCAAGCCAGUCAUUUUUCCCAGACUGAUCUCUGUCUAUGAAUUUCGUAUUAGUAGUAUGUUUUUCUUAUAGGAUUAAAAAGACAGAAAAGAUGGGAGGUUUAAGCUGUGGUAUGACUUGUAUGAAAUACCUGUUACUGGCGUUUAAUUUAGUUUUCUGGGUGAGUUACAUUACUUUUGUCACACAGCUUAGGGCCUACACGAUUUUACAAUGCCAAUAUAUCUCGUUAGUUACGAAUACAGCCGUGCCCUUAGUGCAUUUGGCGUACCAACAUAGCAGGCGCGCGCCAAAAUCGGUAGAAUACGCUGACGUCUUUAAAUUUAGAGCAACGAAAGCAUUUCCAGCUGCCCCUGCUUCUAACGUGUCCAUCAUGAAGUAAUGCCAGGGUCAGAUUUUUGUUACAGAAUACAAUAUUCCUGGGAAAUGAGCCGUAAUUUCGGAUUGAAUCUAUAAGUUUAUGUUAAAAUUUCUCAUCAAAUUUAUUCGGAAAAUUCUCAUAUCUGAACAGAUAUCCAAGAAAUGAAGUGAGUACAUGCAUAGCUUAAGCCAUGCACAAGCUAUCCUGUUCAAACUAAAAGUAAGUAGUCUAUCAGCUCCAUUCACACGAGAGAAGAUGAGUUUGAAACCUUACCUAAAUUUGCUCGAUUUUUUCUUUCGAGCUAUAGGGCAAAUUUAAGCACAACUUACGACCAUGCAAGUGGAACGGACGUACUUGCAUAUCGUUGCGAACCUUGCUGAUCUUGGGCGAACAUACAGUCCAAGAAAUGAGCCUCAGUUCUUCCUUUUUGGGACAAGCCCGAAAUAUGUUUGCCUAUACACUGUUCCCAGAUCAAAAACUUUACCCCGACGGUAAAUAUAUUAUGCAUGCGUAUAUAUUAAUAUCGUUGUGUCUCCAAUCUGUCCAAUUUUCCAUCCUUCACAUUUCCGGCUGGUAUAUUUUUUUACACUAUCAAAGUUUCUGUGAUCACAGUAUAGGAAUUUUGUAUUGGUGAAUUCUACGUUUUUAGAGAUUUGUAAGAAAUGUUUGACGGGGCUGACUCAGUGUUUAAAAUUUAGUCAUUUCGUUCAAACAUUUCUUACAAAUCCUUCAAAACGUAGAAUUUCAGAAACUUUAAAUUGAUAGUGUAAACCAGCCUUUAUCAACCAUACUUUGUGUUAUUCAAGUUCUGUCAGAACAGGUCAUGUUUUAGUAAUGUUUUGCUUGCAGGGAAAAUACGGCAAACAUUGCGCCAGCACUACACCAGGGAUUAUUUAUUAUUCUUUGUCUUCUUUGGUUGCUUAGUUUCGAUAUUAAUUAAGGAGGAGACUGGGAAUCAUCAAAUUAAAAAGAUUUGAUUUCUUAAUUUAUGUUAUAUGCAUAUGUAUACACUCUUAAAGUUGUUAAGCUUUGCAAAUGUUUUCUCUAUUUGAAAACGAAGAAAAUUCCACCCGUAUUAUUUUUGUAUUAAUCAAAAAUAAAUCUCGUGUAAUAAUCAAAUAGAUGAUUAGAAUAAUUUAUUCAUGAUGAUAACUGCAUGUAUGAAUGUGGUUUUAUUAAAACGACUGCACAAAUUUAAGUUGUUGACAUAAUUUUUUAUCCGAUGUUUUCCCUACUUUAUAUAAUGAAGGACUUUUUCUGUGUCAUUUUAACAUUAAAAUAAGUAGUAGUAUUUAUAUCAAAGCAUAUAGAUAACGAUAAUUUAUUCAAAAAUGCAUGACAAGUGUACUUGAUGUGUGAAUGACGCACUAAUACUUAGUUUUGGGUAUGCGUUCUAUAUAAUACUCCAAAAUAGACGUUGUUCUGCAUGAAACAAAUAUCUCUCAUACACUCAAUACACAUGGAGUUUAUAGUCGGCAAGAGGAAAGACCACAUAAAAAAUAGCUAUUCCACGUUUAGAGCUGAGCGAAUGUUCCAUCAUGAUUUCUCUAGCUUAAAACUUCCGGAGUGCGUUGUAUCAAGGCACCGCCACGAUGAUUCAUUUUCAACCAAAAAGUGAUUUCUCAUGGUCUCAGACUCAGGCUAAAAGCCAUGCAUGAAAAAUAACUUUAAAUAAUAUACACAGAUAUAUUCUAAGUUAAUGCUCAUCAUAUCAAUAUUAUUAUAAUAUUAUUUUGAUGUAAAAUCACCAUAUCCUUUCCUAUAUACCAUCAGCCUUGAAGUAGUUUUAGUGUUUUACUGCAUAUGAAUGGAGAUCAAAGACUAUAUAAGGUUCGGUCGACCUAACUUAUUAAUUUAAUAUGUCUACUUUCAUGUGCAUGCAUGCAGUGUCCAGUUGAGCUCAGGCAGUUCAGAAUAGAAUCUUCAAGCGCCUUUGUGGACACGUAUUGAUAUAAGAAACGCUAUAGCGAAUAUACUGCCCUCUGGUAGGAAUCGAAUCUGCGGCCUUUGACCACUGAAUGAGGUAAAAAUAAAGGUCUAAAGACUAUGUGUAGUUUUCUCUCGAAAUUUCUAUAUCUCUAGUCUACUUUCAAAACCUUUCAACAUUCUAUCUUUAGUAUAUUUAAAUUUUAAAUCUUUCGACUGACCGGUCCGCUCGGCUUAUACUUUAUAUAUAUGAUUCUAGGAAACGAAGUUAAAUAUAGAAUCUUUUUAAUUAAUUGUAAUCCAAGAUAUAUAUCAUCGGUUGACAUGACAGAUGACAUGAGUAUGUGGCACAAGUACUCGAAGAAGAUAGUAAGAACGUCCAUGUUUCGAACAAAGCCCUUUGACUGCAUGAAACAGCGUGGUUGGAUAAACAUGUGAAACAAAUGUGCAUGGGAUCCCAACUGGAUUAGCACGGAGAAAAUGUAUAUAAGCCUAAAGGAUUGGCAAAACGAACUAUAUAAUAUCCUCUUUAGCCCGCGUCAUAUAAACAAGUAAGUAAGGGGUUAAGUAAGUGGGUGUGUGGUAAUUAUCAUUAUUAGCAGCAGAGAUCUGAGCUGAACUGCGUAGCUCUACUUUAUUGAGUCGAAGGCUUAUUAAUUUCUAAAGCUACCUAUGCAGAGGCCGCAGAAGCAUUUUGAAAGUGGAGGGGCAUUGGCCAAAAGGGGCACUUUUGUAUAUGACUACUGAAAUCAAACGAUUUUAUGUCGUUCACGAGCCGAACGAAAAUUUUUGAAAAUAUGGAGUCUUUAUAACGUUGGAAAUGACCUUUACAGAGUCUUUACUGACUGCAAAAUAGGCAUUUUCUUUCUAGCGAAAGAGGGCAUUCAUUUCAGAAAUACUUUUUUUUUCUUUAAAUGAGGCACUUUAGCCCAGAAAAAAGGGUACUUUUAUCACUUUUAAAAAAAAUGGGGGGCACAUGCCUCUAUUUGCCCCCGGUUCCGCGGCGCCUGUACCUCUUAAGGCUAAGCUCUGGCAGUCAAGGUUUUCCGCUAAGAUCGAGGGUACCUACCUGACGUCGAAGUCUCUCUAUAAUUAUACUGUAUAAAGCCGCCUCUGAUUCGAGAGAACGCCUUCAGUGGAAGGUCAGUUAAUUAGGGGCUAACAGUUCAUUUUUCAUAAUUAUGAGGACAGAGCAGAUGAUGAUGAGAGAUGCAAGUAUAAAACACCAUUCACAAGGCUAGAUGUUAACAUAGCACAGUAUUUCUGGCAAUAAAACGCUCCAACUGACCAACUGACCAUUUCACACGAACUUAUCGCUGGAUAAUUUUGCGAUUUUUUAUCCAAUUCAAUCACAUAUAUGCUCAAAAUCUUCGCGGUAAGUUUCUCUUUACCAUAAAAUUUGACCGAAUAAGUUUCGAAACAAUGGGACGGCAAAAAAUGCAAAAAUCCUGAUUUUCGUAAUAGAAUCUAUAGUCUUUUUGCCCUGUUGUACAGCCAUCUUGGAUUUAUCAUGUAGGCCCCGCCUGCGCUAGGUAUGCGUUAUAGUAAUCUAGAUCUCCUAUAUCUAUGUUGUAGCCGACGCUUGCUUUGACGAUUACGCUACAGAAAUGCCGCUUGCAAUAUUGGAUACGUUAUUAUUGUAUAUCUUUGUACCAUAACUAUAUUAUCAUGUGCAUGUAAGCAUGUUUAAUUAAAAUUAUGAACUGCAUGUGCAGCAUUCAACAAGUACAAAACCAUUAUUUUGCAGAGUUCUUAUAGCUUUAAAGAGGCUGUCAAGUCCGUUCUGCUCAUGCGCGUGUUUUGUUUAGAUAUUUUGUUUCAAACAAUAUUUUAAUUAAAUUAUCUAUUGUUUGAAACAAAAAAUGUAAACAAAACACGCGCAUGAGCAGAAUGGACUUGACAGCCUCUUUAAAAUACUCAUUAGAAAUUCGUGAACCUUGUGGCAAAUCAUGUCAGCUAUAAUAUGUCACGUGUAGUGACUUUAUAUCUGAUAAAACGCCUCGCGUUUUAUAUCUGAUAAAACAUUCCUUCUUGUGUAUUAAAUAGUACGUAUCAGUAUAGUUUUACAAGCGCAAGUUUGCUCAACGUGUGUGAUUACCUUAUUCCUACUUAAUUUCACGAUUUUCGCGAUUGUAAAAUAUUGCGAAAUUAAAGUCGCGCAUAUAAAAAAACUCGCAAAAUUCGCGCACGCAAAAUUAAAUACCCUAUACUCAAUUAUUUAAUAAUAUAGUUAUAUAAUUAUAAUUAUAUAGUAUUAUGCCACAGUUUGCAUUUUGCGGCAUAUCGUGUCACCAACAAUAAAAGACUGAUUAAAGAUGAGUAAAAACACUGCACACUGUACCAUAUACAAACGGUAUAUACCUUAUGUUGACUUGUUUCGUAAGUUGUAGUUCGAAAGUUGUUGUAUUUUAAUAAAAGAAUGUUAUUCGAAAACAUUUCGCGAAAUUUAAUGCCCUUUUUAUGGAUUAGAAACAGAGGGGCGGGUGUAGCUCCUAGUAUCUUCAAUAUGCUAUUAACAAUCUUCUUUCAGAUUUCACGUGUCUCUGUGUUUGGUGUGAUUUUCUAUAAGGCUUUACAUAGGAAGAGAGGGCCUUGUUCUGUCCCUUCAUUCGGCGAAGAUACAGUGUGUCCCUCGAACGGAUUCUCAAUAUUGUGAAACCUUCACUUUUUCAGUACUUCCCUUGUAGAAUUUAAGUGUAUGGUUUGGGCAUUUGUGAUCGUGUUACUAACUCAUCGAUCGCAACUGGAACAAAACUAGAUAUAUUAUACUAGAAACCUGGCGGUGGAAACCAGAAACGUGGGGUGGUCGGAGAGAGAAGAAGUGCAGUUAGCGUGUUCCCCCAAUCCUUACCGAGGUUCUGUAUAUUUUAAUAAUGUGAUAUUAGCCCUAGAUUUCAAGUAUCUUGGCGUGUACCAACAUUCCAUAUAAUUUUACUAGCAUACAUAGAAACCGAGGAAGGGCGCUGAUCUCCUCCCUCAUGACAGAUCUAACCUAGUGGUAUCUCGACGUUUGCUCUGCAUGUUGGUUGUUUAAUAAAUUUAGUUAAUUACUGUAAGUGUAAUUUGGCAUUUAAAAUUCUCCAUUCUGGUGUGAGAACCGGAAAUUAGGAAGGAGGACACUGAUGGCGCGUGUGUCUUCCUUAAUGUCGGAUGCUACUCUACCUUUAUAUAUCAUUCACCGCCUUUCCUUUUCGCCCAAAUAUAGAUCGCUGGUAUCUCCGUGUUAGGUGUGGGUAUCUGGAGUCGAGUGGCAGCCAGCGAUUACGAGGUAUUACUUGGCGAUUCUGAUGUUGACAAAGCUGCGAAUAUUUUAAUCGCAGCUGGAGUACUGGUGCUUAUUAUUGGUUUUGUUGGUUGCUGUGGAGCCAUGAAGGAAAAUAAGUGGUGUCUAUUAUUGGUAAGGAAAACAUGCAAAUAAAGAUUCUUCAAAGCUUUGAGCAAAUCAACUUUUCACCCUAAUUGUUUGUAAUAUGUACUCAAAUUUUGAGUUAAUUAAGCAGAUCCACACAGAGUGACUCGAAUUUUUGGUUUACUCAAACUUGUGAGUCACUUCUGACUUCACUCGCCAAAGUUUGAUUUUAUGAAGUAUUGAAUAAAAUGGCUAAUAAGGCUAAAUAAAAUGGCUAAUAAAAUGGCUAAAGGGGCAUCUCAUUUCAUAGCAUUUUCGAAGAAGCGAGGCAUACUGUAACAUAUAUACUUGGGGGUCAUUUGGUGCCGCAGUCCCCCUAACUCAGACUGGGUCUUAAACUUACCCUAAAUAACCUAAAUCUUACUCUGCAUGGGGAGCCCACAUUGGGCCCUAAUCUUGCCCCCCCCCCCCCUCACUGUAAACAUUUAAAAUAUGCACUGACUGAAGAGGGAUGAGAGGGCAGCUGCUUGAUUAGUAGGGUUCACAACACAUGUAAUGAAUUGUUUUUAUUUUAGUAUUCCGUACUUGUCUUUCUAAUUUUCAUUCUUGAAAUUGCUGCUGGAAUCAUGGCUUACAGGAAUCGUGACAAGGUAUGAAACAUUCAAUAUUUCAUCUGUACACAUUUGCCAUAAAAAUUCGUUGCACACUCAGUUAUUUAUUAUUAUACAGUCAUUAAGUGUGCACUUAAAUGAACAUUUUUUUAUUGACUGGCAUUUUUCUUAAAAAUAAACUCCAGUAAUUGUGGUCCCCAAACUAUAGUUAGAAAACAUAAAAGUUUACAUUAAUUGUGUUUCAAAUUUAAAAUCAACUAAUCACAAAAUAUUAUUACAGCUGAUUUGUGGCGGAACUACUAUAGUUUUAAUAAAACAUCUAAACACAUAUAUAAUACCUCACAGGGGCGUACUCAGUCGCAAACGAAUGCGUGUGUGUGGAGGGGAGGGGGGGGGAUUCCAUUCGUAAAUAUACAGAACAAUAUGGGGUUCGGUCGCCCGAAAUAGAUGUUUCUAUUCUAGGUACGUUUUAUGAUAAUCUGGGAACCACAGAUUUGGUAUAUUUUACCAGAUUUGGUAUAUUUGUCAUAAAUGGUAGCAGUUCAAGGUUGCCCCCCCACCAUCCAGUUCUUCCUCGGUUUUGGAAGAAUUACAACAUUGGUUCUGAAGAAAAGUAGCGGAGUAGGUCCAGGACCCCCUCCCCAAUUCACCUCCGUGGCCUACGCCCCUGAUACCUCGUUUUUAACACACAAUUAUAUUUUUAUUUUCCUAUUUUGUAAUAUCAUAAUACACCCUUUCGAUCAUUACAUUGGCCUGGGAGCCUCAUUCUCAUGAACCGUUAGCCAAUAACCUUUCGUCUUGAUUAUGAGAGCGAGACUUUCAGACCAAGGAAAUAUUAUCAAAAAAGUGUAUACAUAAUAUGUAGAUAUUACUGUUGUAUCCAUGUACUAGUGCAGUUUCAAAUCUUGUAUACAGAAGCCGAUUAUCCACAGACCACAAAUUUCUACUCAACGACAAUGAUUCUUUCGAAUCCAAACGUAGACUGAUUUAAAUCAGAAUUUAAAACGUUGCUACUUAUACAACAUUUUGUGUUAAUUGAAAGGUCCCUAUUCGUAAUUUUAAUUUAUAGGUCUUCAAACAUUUUCAAUUACAAUUGUUUAAUUUUGGGAAAAUCAGUUCUAAGAUCUCAAUUUUUAGAAAGUCACUAUCCAGUGGAUAGAGCAGUAUCCAGCCUCCGUAAUGCCUGCUUUUCACUGGUAGGCGGAAUUUUCCGCACGGAGCAGAAUUUCUCUUUGUCUUUCCUAAUUAGUUCCACCCAAGAAAUCACAAGAAAAGAGAAAUUCCCCUCCGCGCGGAAAAUUUUGCCUUGUGGAAAACGGCCUUAAAACCGUCCCUAGCUGGUUAUUACAAUACAUGCUUCCAGAAAGGAAGUCAUCUUGGGUAAGGGCCUCGUUUACGUGAUUGAGACGUUGGCUUUAAAUUAAAGUGCACCUAACCUCAAUUAUUUUUAUCAUUUCAUUCUUAAGAAGUUCUGAAGUGAUAUAAUAACUUGUUUUGAAGAUUUUCGUCUGUUCAUGCACUUUGUUUCUGAGAUAUUUCAGUUUGUUUGGUAUGUAAAUAUGCGAAAUUUACGUCACAAAAUAAAAUUAAUGACUUAAAGUAAAAGCUUGUAUGUCGUAUUCACUAUCGAGUUUAAUUAAUUAAAAUGAAGUUUGGAUUUGUGCGAGGAUCACAUAUUAUACGUAAAACACCAUUUUGCUUUUUUAUUUCAUGACAUUUAACUGUAGGCUACCUUUCACGUUUUGGUCAGUCAUUAUUCAUAUGUGACGUAAAUUCCGGACAUUUGCAUAUCAAUAAAACUGAAAUAACUUAGAGACAAAGGGUACAAACGAAAAUCUUCGAAAUAAGUUGCAAUAUCAUUUCAAAGGCUUUUAGGAAUGAGAUGUUAGAAGAACUGAGGUUAGGUGCACUUUAACUGAUGUCCAGAUCACAAAAACGAGGCUCAACAUCGAAAGUGACGGAAGAGUGUAUUGGAGAAAAACGUGUUUCAUUGAACGAAAUAAAGUAUUCGUUUAUUAUUUUAAGAUGGAAAAAGAAGUGAGUAAAGCAAUCAAUACAACUGUUUUUAAUGAAUAUGGAAAUCCUGAUCAUUCAAAGGUCACAAAGGCAAUCAACUUUGCUCAGGAGAAGGUAAUUAUAGGCCUCGGAAAACAGCCAUUCGAUUUUUAAUAUGAUUGCAGUUCAUUAUUUUUGGAUACGCCUUUAUCGUCCCUAGAUCAAGUGUUGUGGAGCGACAAGUUACAAAGACUGGAAACAUUCUUACUGGGCAAAUCACACGACAAAAAAUGAGGAAGUUCCUUCCUCUUGUUGUAAGAACGAAGGCAUCGCAAACUGUACCAGUACCCCUUUAAAGCCUGAAAAUAUUUAUCAAGAGGUAACGUCUAAACUAAUAUGUCUUUUGCACGGACGUAAGAAGAUUUACUGCGUAAGAAAUAUAAAUAUUAUUAAAGCCGAUUUGAAAUCAAUUAGCCUUUCACGUUCUAUGCGACCAGACCUUGAGCAUCAUUUUCGAGUAGGAAACCGUGCAGCGAGGCCACCUCCUACCCAGGGUUCUCUUUGUGCUGGCCGCAAGCUGACAAGCACAAAGAGAAUCCUGGGUACGCGAUUGGCGAGGGAGGAUAGAAAUGAUGAAAGAGUGAUCAGUCCUUGCCAAAUUAUGAAUCAGGCCGGCUGUAGGGCUUAUUAAAUUGUUCACUAAUUAGAUAUAUUUCUAAUAACAGGAUUUUGGGCAUCUAUACUUAAUAGAAAUAUAAUUGGUGAAAGGUUUUGCAGACUGACCCAAGAGCAUUUCCUUCAACAAAACCCCUGGUAUAACUGAAUCUUCAACAUGCAACAAUUUCUAACAAACUUUGUCAAAUCUCUCUAUUUUAACUAAAGGCUGCAUUCCAGUUACGCGUUUUUCAUACGUGCGUACACGCACGUAAAAGUUGAAUUCGCUUUACAUCCUACUUAUGAAAUAACUAAAUUUAUAAAAGGACAGCAUUCAGUUUUGUGUAUGAUUUAAUGUGUAUUUGUUAAGGUUAUUUGCACUUAUAUGAAAUUUUAAGCGAAUUCAACUUUCUCUUGACACCACGUACACCGAUUAAUUUCUCACUCCUAUUUUCCAUGUCUCUUUCUAUUAUAGGGAUGUAUUGAAGGAAUGAAAGAUUGGGCGAAGGAACAUCUUGUUGUUAUUGGAGGGAUUGGUGUUGGUAUUGCAAUCAUUCAGGUGAACUUCUGAGCUAAUUCUUCUAAAUUAAGCAAAUUCGCCGUCGAUGUGUGAUAUUAAAUGUCAGUUUAAUAUCGCUGUAUUAUUCUCGCUGUAUUAUUAUCGCUUAUAUAGUAAGUUAUAGACAACUAAUUUUAGUAAUAUAAUUGUUGUUCGACAAAAUAAAGCACUUAUUCUAGAGACUUGACUUAAAUAUUAGAGUUUCGAUCUCGCCCAAUUAAUAUCGCAGUCUCGACUUAAUAUUUUGCCAUAAUUAUGUUUAUUAUUUUGCUCAGAAGAAUCCAAUAAGAUAUAAUAUACGGCGAGUAAUUCAGCCAAUCAGAUUGCAGAAUAACUCAUAUACGGAUGCAUUAUGUUAACAAGUUUUCGUUGGUAAGGAUCAACUACCUGAAAAAUGUAAGGAGAAUUUAGACAUUUCCAGCGAAGGCCCUUCGCUCGAAACGUCGAAAUUCUCCUGAUUGUUUCAGGUAGUUGCAACCCUACCAACGAAAGUUUGUUAUAUUUUUGGCAUUAUACCUACCAUAGGCGUACCGGGCGGUGUGGCGGUAGCCCCCCCAGUUUUUUGGGCGUCGGGCAAUUUUGGGUUGUUAUAAAAAAAAAUCGGACAAAUUCUGUCAAUUUUUUCGAAAAUUUAGUAAAUUUUGUGGCAAAUGUCGAAAAUUUAGUAAAUUUAUGUGAUGCUCAGAAAAAUUUUGGUAUGUCCGGAAAAUUUUUUUCACCCCUUAAAUGGUACACUGACCGAAAUUUUUUUGGCGACGGGGGGAGGGGGGGGGAGGUCGCCAAAAUAAAUUUUCCGGAAAAAAAUUUUGGGUACUAGUCGGGCACAAUCACGAAAAGUCGGGCAAUUUUACGAAAAGUCGGGCAAUUUUCUUUCCGCCCCCUAAUUUUUUCCUUCCGGUACGCCCAUGAUACCUACACUGGCACAGACAGUUCAAGAUUAUGUAUUAUGUUAUGUAUUAUGUACUAUGUAAUAUGAUAUGUUUGUAUAAUAUCCUCGGAGCAAAGUUCCUCGGGAAAUAUCAUCCAUAUCACUUCGGGUAAUAUCUCGCCGAGUCUCCCAAGCGGAGGGUUGCGACUAGGCCUUUUAGAUGAUAAUAAUUCCAUCGAGGUACCUCCAUUUCUGUUUUAGAUUCUUGGAAUGGUUUUUGCAAUCUGUCUGUUCAGGGCAAUUGGUUAUGAGAAAAUUUAGAAAAAAUCUUAUAUCAAUAUAUAGUAUUUUCAAUAAAUUCUUUAAAUUUGCUUGUAUACGGUUAAAAAUAAUUUACACAUUUUAGUUGAAGUGAAAUCUGAAUACAGGUUAAUAAAUAAAUUAUAGAAAACACUUAUUAUGGUUAAUUAGUCAUAUAGAAAAUCAUAUUAAAAUAAAUAGGAACGACUGAACGAAUUGACGAGCUUUUUCGCCAAGAAUAGAUAAUAGCGUCUGAUUAAGCUGGAAAUACUUUCAUAAUACACGGCAAAAACGGAGUAGUUAAAAUAACCAUUUGAAUUGGUUAACCAAAAAUUGGUUAAUUUAAAAUACUGCCAAUUUUUGGUUGUUUUAAACAAUAAAAUACUGAUC
Messenger RNA from Paramuricea clavata, 11182 nucleotides. NCBI's taxonomy places the organism in Eukaryota, Metazoa, Cnidaria, Anthozoa, Malacalcyonacea, Plexauridae. The record is from the annotation of a GenBank genome assembly.